UUGUUACUUGGGCAGCACGUGAUGUUCCGAUUUAGUUGAGUUGAGUUUAUUUAUUGAAAUUUUAACAACAUGGGGAAAAAGGCUAAAGUAGGAAAACAGAGGAAGGAUAAGUUCUACCAACUCGCCAAAGAGACAGGAUAUCGAUCUCGUGCGGCUUUCAAGUUAAUUCAGUUAAAUAGAAAAUUUGAGUUUUUACAAAAAUCUCAGGUAUGUCUGGAUUUAUGUGCAGCUCCUGGAGGUUGGAUGCAAGUAGCAAAGCAAAACAUGCCAGUUUCAAGCAUUGUGAUUGGGGUUGAUUUAUUUCCUGUUAAACCCAUUCCUGGGUGUAUAUCCUUGACAGAAGAUAUUACUACCGACAAAUGUAGACAGGCGAUAUCAAAGGAACUUCAAACUUGGAAAGCAGAUGUAGUUUUAAACGAUGGUGCUCCAAAUGUUGGUCAAAAUUGGCUUUAUGAUGCUUAUCAACAAGCAUGUCUGACUUUAAGUGCCUUAAAGCUUGCUACCAAUUUCCUCAGGGAAGGUGGGUGGUUUGUUACCAAGGUAUUUCGUUCUAAAGAUUACAAUCCUCUUCUUUGGGUAUUUAAGCAGCUUUUCAAAAAGGUUCAUGCAACAAAACCACAAGCCUCACGUAGUGAAUCAGCUGAAAUAUUUGUUGUAUGUCAAUAUUAUCUUGCACCUGCCAAAUUGGAUCCCAAGUUCUUGGAUGCUAGAUAUGUCUUCAAGGAGCUUGAUUUGGAACCUACUCUUCCUGCCAAUUUCCUCCGUCCAGAUAAACAGAAGAAAACAAAAGCAGAAGGGUAUUCCGAGUUGCGUGGUGUCUAUAAUCCACUGUCUGUUGUUGAGUUUAUAAAGAGUAGCAAUCCUGUUGAAGUUCUUCAAGUUGCUUCUUGUUUAACACUAGACCAUGAAGAUGUUUUGAAAGAUGAAGAGACAACUUUGGAAAUAAAAGAAUGUUGUAAAGAUAUAAAAGUUCUGGGUCGUAAAGAUUUAAAGAUGCUUAUGAACUGGGGAAAAGAGAUGGCCAAAAAAUAUUUUUCAGAUGAUAAGUCUAAAGUUAAAAAGGAAGAAGAAUCAAAUGAUAAAGUGGAAGUAGAUGAAGUUAAGUUAUCAGAUGAUGAGAAAGAACUGCUUGAUAUGGAUGAAAAAAUUAAUGUUCUAGAGUCUGAAGAAGCACGUGAACUGAAGAAAAAAAGAAAAAGAGCUAAUCGAGAAAGGGCUAAACUCCAAGAAAAGUUGAAUUUAAAGAUGAUUCACAAAGAUGACCAUGGUCCAAUUGAAGAAGAUGAUCAAGAACCAUUAUUUAAUCUGAAACAGAUUUCUUCAAAACAUGUAUUAGAAAAAGUUGAUGACCAGAAACCAGACAUUUUAGCCAAUAGUGAUGAAGAGAUAGAAGAUGAGAAUUUUGGAACCUAUCGCUCAUCAUAUGUUCCUUUUGAAAAGGACAAGAAGAUUUUGGAUAAGUCGGGAAUGUUCUACAAGGAUUCAUCAGAUGAAUCUGAAUCUGAAAAAUCUGGAGAUGAUAGUGAUUAUGAUAGUGAUAAAGAAAAUCUUGAUUUUUCUUCAUCAGAAGAUGAGGAUGAGGCAAGGCCAAUUAAGAAAUUAAAAACUGAAAAGAAAAAAGUUAGAUUUUCAUCUGAUAUAAAGUCAGAAGAAGAUGAUGAUGAUGAAGAUGAUGAUCUGAAAGAAAAUCAUCCAUUUCUAACUGAUUUGGAUCCCAGGGAUAAGGAGACUAAGCGUGUUCACAAGGCACAGUUGUGGUUUGAGAAGGAUGUUUUCAAAGAUCUGGAGAAGGACGAAGAUGAAGAAUUUGAGUUGGAAGAAAUGGCAAAGAAUGUUGUAAAGAAAGGGGCGAGUUUGAUCAGUAAAGCGAAGACAGAACAAGCUAUUGCCAAGAUCAAACCUGACAAAUCUCAGACGAAAGUGAAGGCUGAAACUGAUAGUGAUGAAGGGUUGAGUGACGGUCCCGAUGACAGUUCUUCAGAUGAUUCUGGUUCUGAUUUUGAAAUUGAGCAACCACCCUCAAAAGUGAAGAAAGUUCCUGGGAAGGAUGGAGGCUAUGAAAUUGUACCUAAAGAUAGUAAGCUGAAGAAAGUAAAACUUAGCGAACAACAGUUAGCAUUGGGUGCCAUGAUGGUUUCGUCGCAGGUCACCAAGCGAGAUCUAAUUGAUGGUGCUUGGAAUAGAUACGCAUUCAAUGAUGAGAACUUGCCUGAUUGGUUUGUGGAAGAUGAGAAGAAGCACAUGAUGAAGGAAGCACCUGUUCCCAAGGAGCUUGUUGAUGAAUACAAAAAGAAAUUUGAUGAAUUUAAUUCAAGACCUAUAAAGAAAGUAAUUGAAGCACGUGCUAGAAAGAAGAAAAGAGCACAGAAGAAGUUAGAGAAAGCCAGAAAGAAACUAGAAGGUCUCAUGGAGAAUCCAGAUGUCUCAGAAAAAGAAAAGGCUAGACAAAUUAAGCGACUGUAUAAAAAAGCUAAAGAACCUAAGAAAGAAAUAACGUAUGUGGUGGCAAAGAAGCACACUGCCAUGAAGAGAAUGAGAAGACCAGCUGGAGUCAAAGGAAAGUACAGAGUAGUUGAUCCGAGACAAAAGAAAGAUAAACGUGCGGUGAAGAGUAGGGAAGCAAAACAAACUAAAAGGAAAAAGGCCAGACGUUGACCUUAUGAAAUUAUGGAUACUGUUAAAACUGUAAUUUUUUUAUUAUAUUGAUCCUUUUAAAGUUGGUGGGGUGACUCAAUUUAUUUUAAGUUUUGACUAUUCUCAAAAUAUCAUGGUUAAAUGGUUAUUUAUGGUUAAAAGGCUUGAUUAGAACAAUAUCUUUUUAAACCAAUUUUGUUUUAUAUUUUCUAAAAACUACAGAAUACUUUAGUAUAUCAGAAAUGUUUAUUUCAAUUGUCAGUUUAUUUCAAGUCAGAAAUGUGUUUGUUAAACUCAACAAUGUAUUGUAAUUAUAGUUAGUUACCACUAACAAAAGGAUGAAUAUCCAAUGAAAAAUUUUGUACAUAAUUUUUUGUAAAUUACAGUUUAUUAAUACAAGUGUUUC
Nezara viridula (southern green stink bug) is the source of this 3040-nucleotide messenger RNA. NCBI's taxonomy places the organism in Eukaryota, Metazoa, Arthropoda, Insecta, Hemiptera, Pentatomidae. The record is from the annotation of a GenBank genome assembly.